Molecule: messenger RNA, 486 nt
Organism: Trichophyton verrucosum HKI 0517
Lineage: Eukaryota; Fungi; Ascomycota; Eurotiomycetes; Onygenales; Arthrodermataceae
Exons: 3
Coding region: 1-486 (161 amino acids)
Biological process (GO): N-terminal peptidyl-methionine acetylation
Cellular component (GO): NatB complex
Molecular function (GO): protein-N-terminal amino-acid acetyltransferase activity
Source: RefSeq, a predicted model, not a curated record
AUGGCCACGAUCCGGCGCAUGACGCCCGGCGACCUGCUCAGCCUGAACCUGACCAACCUCGAUCCCUUGACCGAGAACUACGACCUGCACUUCUACCUCAACUAUCUCAUGAAAUGGCCGUCUCUCUUCAAUGUCGUCGAGGACCGCGAUGGCCAGAUAGUCGGCUACAUAAUGGGCAAGCUUGAAACGCAACCACAGGCCAUGCGUCAUUCGGAGCACUACACCCCCUGGCAUGGCCAUAUCACAGUGCUCACAGUUGCGCCGGCCUGGAGAAGGAUGGGCCACGCACGACGGCUGACGGAGAGUCUGGAACGGGCCUCAGACAAGAACAAUGCGUGGUUCGUUGAUCUUGACGACCCCACGGGGCUCUCAGAAGAGGGUGAAGAUGCAUUUGACAUGCGAAAGCCGUUGAGCCGUGAUGUGCAUCUAAAGCACUCUCGUCCAAAUGGGGAAAACUUCCUUGUGAGUCCUGAAGACGUUACCUGA